Oikopleura dioica is the source of this 741-nucleotide messenger RNA. NCBI's taxonomy places the organism in Eukaryota, Metazoa, Chordata, Appendicularia, Copelata, Oikopleuridae. The record is from the annotation of a GenBank genome assembly.
AUGGGCGAUAAGUGCGCUUGGUUUCAUGUCUUCUGCGCUGCUGUAUACGGGGCGAUGGCUCUCUGGGUUCAGUACGAGUAUUAUUUCAAUCCAGGUAGUCUCUUUGUUGGAUGGCUCACAGUUGGAAUAAUGAUGGUUACAGCAGUUGGGAUGUUCAUUCCUGCAUUCAUGUGUUGCUUUCCUCACGUUCUCGCUACUCCAGGAGCUUUUUGCUGCAAGUUGAUUUAUUUCCUCCUUCUCGCAGGUUCUAUCACAUGCCAAAUACUUUUUGGAGCGAUGCUCUGCACGGGCAAGGAUUGGGUUCCUGAGUCGACAAAUUCUACUUUGACGCAGAUGUUUCAAGACUGGGACGGUGAUGGACCAGUUGCAAAGUCCUGGGAUAUUCUACACGAGGGAUAUUUUUGCUGUGGGAUCAAUGAUAUCUCAGACUGGCAGGAUAACUCUCCACAGUUCGUCGACUAUGCCGAGCAUCAACCAGUUAAUAUCACCAACGAUCUUAUUUAUCCCGACAGUUGCUGCACUGAUGGAUACAGAUUUCAAUACUGCGGACUCAUGAAUGGCGACUAUAAUAACAAUGACUGGGGAUGCUUGCAGUUUAUAACAGAAUAUGCUUUGUAUCAAGCCAUAAUUGCCGGAGGGAUAAUUGUCUCCAUAAGUGGAAUGGAAUUCAUCUGUAUCACAUGGACUUUCGUUUUCGGCGCUGCUCAGCCGAUUGAAACGCCCUACAAGCUCUACCAGUGA